Cladophialophora psammophila CBS 110553 is the source of this 957-nucleotide messenger RNA. RefSeq lists its product as uncharacterized. The transcript has 3 exons. Gene Ontology annotation, molecular function: DNA-binding transcription activator activity, RNA polymerase II-specific; transcription cis-regulatory region binding. Bases 1 to 957 code for a protein of 318 amino acids. Gene Ontology annotation, cellular component: RNA polymerase II transcription regulator complex. The record is from RefSeq and is a predicted model, not a curated record. Lineage: Eukaryota; Fungi; Ascomycota; Eurotiomycetes; Chaetothyriales; Herpotrichiellaceae.
AUGGACUUCUCGUACUUCACCUCAGCCCCGCAGCCCUACCAGUUCUUUGGCUUGCCUCACACCCCUUCCACCACACAAACAAGUCAUCUGGACGAGUUCAGGACCGCUCCUCCUACUGAUCAAUAUGACGCCGCCUUCGCGGCAUUUCAGCAAAGUUUCCACUAUGACCCUGCCACGUUUCUCGCCCAGCCGCAUCAGGCGCCCACUCAAUCUCCAGCGAUCCAGGGACGCCAUGACUCGAUGGUGUCCAUGCCAGAAGUGGAUAUGACAAGUCUCACUGCACCUGCAGUCGACGUGACGACUGAUGAACCUACGGUAGCAAGAAGCAGCAGCGAAGAGAAGGACACCUUGACACCCCAGCAAAGCCGCAGGAAGGCACAAAACAGAGCUGCCCAACGAGCGUUUCGAGAGCGCAAGGAGAAACACGUGAAGGAUCUCGAGGCGAAGUUGACAAGUCUGCAACACCAGUCGGUGACCCUGAACGGCGAAAACGAAAGGUUGCGGCGUGAGCUCGCGAAAAUUGCAACCGAGAAUGAGAUCCUUCGCGCUACAUCUGGUGCGGCGUCGAAUGGUCCGACACCGUUUCUGGAAGAGCCAGAUGAGUUGGUCGGGCCGUUGGGGUAUGUCCCCACCGAUCGACAUUCGAAAGACCGCUCUCCGGCUAGCAGCAGUGGUUCAUCCUUCGACAUGAGCUCCAAAUACGCCCACUUUGGCACAUUAAGGACUAUCACGGUGGACAAUGACACUGGAGAACCUUUACUUGGGGCCGGCGCCACCUGGGACUACAUUCAAGCCCACGAACUCUUCCGCAAGGGUCUGGUGGACGUCGGCGAUGUCUGUGAGCGCUUGAAAAAGAUGGCGAGAUGCGACGGCCAGGGGCCCAUCUUCCUCGAAAGUGAUGUUCGGAUGGCGAUUGCUGAGAGCGCCGUCGCCGGAGGGCGUGAUGAGCUGAUAUGA